Molecule: messenger RNA, 1013 nt
Organism: Zingiber officinale
Lineage: Eukaryota; Viridiplantae; Streptophyta; Magnoliopsida; Zingiberales; Zingiberaceae
Product: extensin-2-like
Exons: 1
Coding region: 322-780 (152 amino acids)
Source: RefSeq, a predicted model, not a curated record
UCUCGCAAAAUUCCAAACAUGUGAUAAUCCAUUCCCGUCUUUAUUUGAUCUUUCCACCUCACACCUUACCUAAUCUCGUCGUCGAUGUCAAUAAUUUCAUAUCGCAACACGUCAAUUCUCCGUUUCCUUUUAAUUUAAUUUCUAUGCAUCGUUUUCCAACUUGGGAACAAAAACAUUAGCCGAAGUCUGAUCGAUUUCGAUAAAGACUGGUCUUUUCGAUCUGAUUAAUUUUGAUUUCAGGACUCUCUCUCACACAGACAUACACACGCACUCUCUUUCUCUCUCUAUCGCUGCUGUUGCGUCAUCCAGUCACCGAAGCGAAUGGCGAAGCGCUCCGAGGCGUUUCCACCAGCGGCUGCGCCGGCGGCGAUCCUUCUUCUCCUGCUCCUGGCGGCCACCUCGCCUCCUGCGGCCUCCGAGUCGAAGUCCGUAGCCAGGGACGGCGCCUCCUGCACAAUGUGCGCCUCCUGCGACAACCCUUGCCAGCCCAUCUACUACCCUUCCCCUCCUCCGCCUCCUCGGAUUCCGGAGACCCCUUCGGCGCCGGGGACUUUCUACUACUACUCCCCGCCUCCACCAUCUGGCGGCGGCGGCGUCUACUACCCUCCUCUGACAGGCAUCUACUUUAAGGCGCCACCGCCGCCCAACCCCUUCAUGCCUUACUUCCCCUUCUACUACUACAGCCCUCCUCCGCCUUCGAAUUCAGCCACCGGCGCCACUGUCGCCUCCAAAUCCAUCCUCUUCUCGGCUUCUCUCCUUUCUCUCUUCUUGAUAUGGUAAAGGCGAUCAGCGUUCGUUCCCCAAAACGCCACCUUGAUCGUGUUGUAAGUCGUAGUCAAUGAUCUCCCGAUCGUUUAUCCGUGAAUUGUAUAAUUCUCAGUUCCCAAUUCUGUACUCUGUCGAAAUGUUUGAUAAAUGAACGAGAUCAUACUCGUGGGAUAAAUCGUGUUGUAUUCAUAGUUAUAAUUAUGUACAAGGACAAAAUGAGCUCGGUUUAGAAGUUUAGUCAUUUA